GGCGGGAGUGCGGGGGCGCGUGUGGCCGGGAGUCCUCCAGUCUCGCGGCUCCUGGUCGCUGCAGCCGCUGCCGCGAUGCUGAUGAAGGGACGCUUCCCCAUCCGCCGGACCCUGCAGUACCUGAACCAGGGCGAAGUCGUGUUUAAGAGCUCGGUCAAGGUCAUGACCGUGAAUUACAACACCCAUGGGGAGCUGAGCGAGGGAGCCAGGAAAUUUGUGUUUUUCAACAUUCCUCAGAUUCAGUACAAAAACCCUUGGGUGCAGAUCAUGAUGUUCAAGAACAUGACGCCAUCACCAUUUCUACGGUUUUAUUUAGAUUCUGGUGAACAGGUCCUGGUGGACGUGGAGGACAAGAGCAACAAAGAGAUCGUCCAGCACAUCAAAAAGAUCCUGGGGAAGAAUGAGGAAGUCCUCAAGAUGGAGGAGCUAGAGAAAAAGAAGCUUUUUCACCCAGCUAACUUUGGACCCAAAAAAUACUGCCUGCGGGAAUGUAUGUGUGAGGUGGAAGGACAGGUCCCCUGCCCAGCCAUCGUGCCUUUGCCCAAAGAAAUGACUGGCAAGUACAAAGCUGCUCUGAAAGCCGGUGCUCAAGACUGAGGGCCCACAGCGGAGGCUGCUGAUGCCUGGGACGUCCGAGCCUAGGCUGAACGCCAAAGGCCUUAUAGACCGAGUGACGGAGAGACAGGGACUCACGUGGGCCCAGCAGCUGGUGAGCUCCCAGGCCUCUCUCCAGAGCCCAGGAAAGCCCAAGCCACCUCCGAUUCAAAAAGGCCCCUUUUAGACACAAGCACAAGGGUAGAGAAGCAAGAAGACGAAGCAAGGCUGGGGGAUUUAAGUGCAAAGACUUGGUUUGCUAAUAAAACAAUUUAUAUUGACGGGAUAAAUGUGAUUUCCUAGUUCCAGAAGACAAGGGGACAUUUAUGUAAGAAAUGUUUUACUGAGUAGUGAAAAUGACGGGACUGCCUGGAGUCAGUAUCCUUGUAUCUUGCCUGUCUGUAAGCCUCUCUCACCAAAGUCUUAUUUCCUUCUCCCACUGCCAUAUUCUAGUCUUUAUAACCACAGUGCGCCUAGUUUUAAGGGCUGCAAGAGGAGCUACAAGCCCAAGUAAUGCGGGGUUUCAGCAUUUAUGGGACAGUGGCAUAAAGAGUCUUCAAAGUCCUCAUGAAAUUAAAAAAUUUUAAUUGCAGGGUUGUAGGGAUGAUAAUCUAAUAUCAGCAUUUCAAGGUAAAUUCAGUUUUCUCAUCAGGGUGGAUUUAAACUUGGGGUCAGUAGCAAUCUGUCACAUGCUGUUAAAUCUAUUGGACGCAACUGUGUGGAGACGGGUCCUAAACUGUUAUCAGUUUGCUUUUAAAAGAAGUUGGAGUACUCCUGUGCUCUAAGGCGGUAAAACCUAGAAAUAUGUAAUAAAGACUUGAUGAUUA
Molecule: messenger RNA, 1421 nt
Organism: Vombatus ursinus (common wombat)
Lineage: Eukaryota; Metazoa; Chordata; Mammalia; Diprotodontia; Vombatidae
Gene: MRPS25
Product: mitochondrial ribosomal protein S25
Exons: 4
Coding region: 76-597 (173 amino acids)
Cellular component (GO): mitochondrion
Molecular function (GO): structural constituent of ribosome
Source: RefSeq, a predicted model, not a curated record